CCUCCUGUACUCUCACUCUUCCGCUUUGCUCCUCCUUGCUCUCGUCUCGUUUAACGAAAGGGCAAACGAAACCCCACCCAAAUCGCUUCGUUUCUCGCCAAAUCCUAGGGUUUGUCCGAUCUCCUCUCAUGGCCUCUGCUCCCAACUCCGGGGUUCCCAAGGUUCUACAAGAAUCAGAAGAACCACAAAGCACUGCUGAUAUGACUGCAUUUGUUCAGAAUCUCCUACUGCAGAUGCAAUCCAGGUUCCAGGCAAUGUCUGAGAGCAUUGUUUCGAAGAUAGAUGAAAUGGGAAGCAGGGUUGAUGAACUGGAACAGAGCAUCAAUGACCUCAAAGCCGAGAUGGGAGCAGAAACUACCCCACUCAAGGAAAGGCCAGAGGAAACCAAGCCCAAUUCUUCUGAAUGAGUCCAUCUUUGUGAAAUGCCGUAGAGAAGUGGCAUUUUGCUCCCUAAUUCUGCUUAUAUGUGUAUCCUUCAAUUUACCAUAUUCAUAUGAUGGUUUAGAUUGUCGAGCUUCUAAAACAUGAUUAUUGUAGAGGGCUGUUUGUAUAAUUUCUACUGUUAUUCUCCUUUCUUUUUUUCCUUCGUUGUUAUCUGAAGUACUUUGCAUGAACAAAUCUAAAACUCUUAACAACGAAGGAAAAAAAGAUUGUCAAGCUUUUUGAAUAUAUAUGACAAUCUAAAAUUAUUGUAGAGGGCUGAAAAUUAUAUCUGCAUUUUAUAAACUGGAUACGGCAUGAAUUUCA
This is a messenger RNA of Asparagus officinalis (garden asparagus), 747 nucleotides long. Its product is annotated as heat shock factor-binding protein 1-like. The record is from RefSeq and is a predicted model, not a curated record. Gene Ontology annotation, cellular component: nucleus; cytosol. The transcript is spliced from 5 exons. NCBI's taxonomy places the organism in Eukaryota, Viridiplantae, Streptophyta, Magnoliopsida, Asparagales, Asparagaceae. Bases 129 to 407 code for a protein of 92 amino acids. Gene Ontology annotation, molecular function: transcription corepressor activity. Gene Ontology annotation, biological process: cellular heat acclimation.